AAACAGGACUACAAGACUUCCUCCUCACUUUCCUGUAAUGGAUUGUCGCUGGAAACAAUGAUGAAAGUUGACUCCUGUCCAUCAAAUGAAGAUGAGAAGAACAAGUUAGCAAGAGAUAAAAAUUGUAGGAGAUACUGGAACCUUUAUAAACACGAGUGUAAUGAGGAUCCUUUGAAAUUUCAAUACCACUGCGUUAUUAAUGAUUAUAAAAAUGAGACAAUUGAAGUAUGCGGCAUUAAAACAAUAAUCAAAGGUUAUUGCACAGAAUUCAACGUUAAAGGUGGAUCUAUCCAGGCGCAUUUUGGAUACGAUUGCACAAAGUUUGAUCCCCCAUGUAAAAGCAAUUACAGUUCAACAGAAGCUUAUCUGUAUAAACCAUGCUACAAUUUUAGCGGCAAGCAAAAUAAGGUUGAUGGAGGGUGGUCAACAUGGAGUCCAUUUGGCAGCUGGAGUGAUUGUACAGUUACCUGUGGUGGAGGAGUUCAACAGAGUUUGAGGACAAGGGAGUGUAAAAAUCCUGAACCAGAAAAUGGGGUACGCGAAUGUGAAGGUUCUGAAGAGGAUAAAAAGGAGAAGACAUGCAACUCACAGCCCUGCCCUGGAACGAGCCUUCGCUUAGAAUUAUGGGCAACAAAAUUAAGUCAACAUGUAUCAACGAUGAACAGUUCCAAAAGCUCGAAAAGAACCCUAUUCUAUACAGGGGUACAGAAUGAAGUUACAAAAGGAAGAUACAUAGAACACGAGUCUACAAAUAAAUUUUAUUUAUUCACCAGUAUUAUAUCUACCCGUUUCAGUUCUGAAAGACCAGCAGUUCUAGUCAAGUCGGAUGUUUUUUGGUCUGGAUACAUUCCUUAUGUUAUUUUUGGAUUAGCGGGAUUGUUUGUGAUAUUUUUUGGGAUAUUUGCGUUUUCCUUUAUGCACAAAAAUGUUUUUCAAAGAAGAAACUUAGAAUUACCUUUGGAUACUUUUCAAAAGGAAAAUACAGACUAUAUGCCUAUUCAGAGAAAUGUGCAUAUUAGAAGUUCCAUAAUACACACUAAUGAACAAGAAACGCUUUUGGCAUUUAUUCCUCCCAUGUCUGAAAAUGAUAUACAAUAUGAGGAAAUAACUAUGCUUAAUUCUUCUGUUGAUGGAUCUAGUUUAGAGGAUAACGAAAUGUCAUGUGAGUCCCAGGAUGACAAAAAUAAGUAUUUGGAUCCAAACACAUACCUGACACCAAUUGCAGAGACGUACUUGACUCCUGUAGCAGAUUCAGAAAAUACCUAUGUUGAAGUUGUUGAUUGAAAUAUAAAGGCUAGAUCCGUCAUAAAACAGUCUUAUCUGUAGCACAUUACAGUGUUUGGUUCUAAAAUGAUCCCCUCUCUUGCCUUUUGUACUCAUAACAACAGAAAACAAAAGCACAAGGGAGGGGGUCAAUCUAAAUUUAAAUGUAGCAACUUGAAAAUCCUCUUUUCUUCAUACGUUAUAAAUAAGGUUAUUUUUAUGAAUUACGGACAGGAAGAUAAACGAAUAAUUAUAAUAAUGAAUCGAAUCCAAGACCCCUGCAUGUCCAAGAAGGUGCUCUACCAACUGAGUUUCCAAGGCCGAUAUCCACGGCCCUAAACAUUACAUCUGUAAAUUUUACUAUUUAUUCUGAAACUUUUACACUUUAUUCGGUAAAUUUUGCACUUUUCAUCUGUACAAUUUUCACAUUAAUCUAUAAAAAUUCUACUAAAGCUAACGAUUGAAUGG
Molecule: messenger RNA, 1731 nt
Organism: Saccostrea cuccullata (small rock oyster)
Lineage: Eukaryota; Metazoa; Mollusca; Bivalvia; Ostreida; Ostreidae
Exons: 6
Coding region: 58-1284 (408 amino acids)
Source: RefSeq, a predicted model, not a curated record